Zophobas morio is the source of this 517-nucleotide messenger RNA. RefSeq names its product AP-3 complex subunit sigma-1-like. The record is from RefSeq and is a predicted model, not a curated record. Lineage: Eukaryota; Metazoa; Arthropoda; Insecta; Coleoptera; Tenebrionidae. Gene Ontology annotation, cellular component: intracellular membrane-bounded organelle. The transcript is spliced from 6 exons. Gene Ontology annotation, biological process: vesicle-mediated transport; protein transport. Bases 2 to 517 code for a protein of 171 amino acids.
AAUGAUUUUUUGCUUUAUAAUACUUAAUAAACAUGGAAAACCCAGAUUUUCGAAGUUUUAUGAGAGAAUGAACGUGGAAGAGCAACAAAAGUUCGUAAAACAAACUUUUUGUGUCAUAUCUAAGAAAACCUUACAAGAUUGCAACUUUUUUUUUUACAAAACGCUUAUAAACGGUCAAGAAGCAAAAAUUAUUUUUAGAAGAUACGCAACUUUGUACAUCAUUGUGUGUGUUAACUGCUGUGAAAGCGAACUGGGGAUACUCGAUCUAAUUCAGGUCUUUGUUGAGAUUUUAGAUGUUUAUUUUCCUAAUGUUUGUGAACUUCAUCUAAUUUAUCAUACAGAGAAGGUUCAUCAAAUACUCGAUGAAAUAAUUGUAGGAGGAAUCGUUGCUGAAACGAAUUCUUCUCUUGUGUUCGAAGCUUUGAAUGCCCAAGCAACUGUAGCAAAAAAAGAAUUGGAAAACUUGAACAAAGUUUUAUUGGAAUAUGAUGGUCUUACCACGAUUAUUAAAAAAUAA